This is a messenger RNA of Hippopotamus amphibius kiboko, 13255 nucleotides long. It is a transcript of the gene ITPRIP, whose product is annotated as inositol 1,4,5-trisphosphate receptor interacting protein. The transcript is spliced from 2 exons. Gene Ontology annotation, cellular component: membrane. Lineage: Eukaryota; Metazoa; Chordata; Mammalia; Artiodactyla; Hippopotamidae. The coding region runs from base 9425 to 11095 and encodes 556 amino acids. The record is from RefSeq and is a predicted model, not a curated record. Gene Ontology annotation, molecular function: protein kinase inhibitor activity.
GAGGCCUGGGGUGUAGAAAACAGGUGAAGGGAGAGACAGCGGACACGUUUGGGGAGCCCUGGCCUGGCUGCCCUGGGGUGGGUGUUCGUGUUCCCUCUGGGCAGUCGCUCUUGUGAGUGAGGUGGGGUCCACGGGCAGAGGGGCGCUUCCGAGAAACACUAGUCCAAGCCCAGCCCACAUCUGACAGUCAUGAGGGCUGUUUCGCUGCGGGAAAUGGUUAGCGCUGUGCUUCUAUUGUUAAAAUGCAUCCUGUGAUUUCAGGUCUAGAAAUCUGACAAGGGAAUUGGGGAUCAAGGGAGGCCUUUGGGUGCACACUUGCUAUAGGAAAUGCAUCCUUGCUAAGAAUGGCGGGUGUUUCUAGAGGCCUUCUUCAGAAAGCAGAGGUCUCCCCUGUGCAGUGUGUGAGCCGCUGGGUCCCCAAGGUCGCCCGUGUCCUUAGCACAGUGAGCAGGCAGCCCUGCAUUUGGUCUCUGCCAGGCGCUCUGCAGAAAGUCAAGGCAAACAGGCCCACAUUGACCCGAGAGGAGCCCAACCAAGGAAGGCAGUAGGAUGAGACCACAUCUCAGGCAGGCAGCUCGCUGUGAUGAAAGAGCAGCCUGGGGUCCACGGGGGAGACAGCAGGGUGUGGAGCCACAGGCCUGGUGUGGUGUCUGGCUCCUCUGCUGUCUUUCUACUUGUGUGACCUUGAGCAGUUGCUCAACCUCUCACCACCUUGGGCUCCUGCCUAGGAAAUGGGGCUGCUGCACAGGUGAGAUGGGCUCAGAAUAAAGGCUUGAGGAGCAAGUCUCUGUUGGGUCCCUGCUAGGGGUGCAUCUAUGGAGGCACCAUCUUCACAAGGCACCAGGUGCCUGCCUGCACUCGGAGGGGCUUAAUCAAUAGGCCACCUCCCUCCCUUUGUUCUUCUAUCCCCUUCAAGAAAGAAGGAUUUGUCUCAGGACUUGGGGGAGGGGGAUCUGGAAGAAUCUUGGAAGCAGUUUCUGAAAUGGGCUGGCUGUGAGGACCGUUGGGUAGGGUUAGGCGUGGACAUUGCAGGGAAUGGUGGGGAAGUAAGUCUAGGAGGUGUUCAGAGGACAGUAGAUAAUCUGAAGUGGCCCUGGCAGAAGGGAAGGGACCUGGGGGUCCCGUGAGACUGGUUGAGACCAGGCCCUGAACGUCAGACUGAACUAAAGUUCAGACCUGUGUCUCAUGGACACAGGAACUCGCUGAAGUGGGGCAGAGAGACCUCCAGGGCCAGGGCUACCUGCGGUGGCUGGGAAUUAGGGAGAGCUCAGAGGAGCUGAUUCCAGAGGACCACGCCUAGCCAGGAGGGAAAGCCUCACUGGUGUGGACUCCCCAGGCUUUGGUGCGCAGGGGGGGCUGUGGCGGCUAGUGAGGCUGGAGGCACCCAGCAGAGAUGGGAACGUCAGGGGCCGAGCUGGGAGGUGGGGAGUGGGUGCCCUGUGCUUUUAAGACUGCAUUGGCCUCCUAAGGGCUGCUGUAACUGAAGACCACAAAUGUGGUGGCUUAAAACAACAGGAACCUACUGUCUCAUAGCUCUGGAGGCCAAAAGUCUGAAAUCAAGGUACUCGAAGGACCACGCUCCCUCCGAAUGCUCUAAGGAAGAAUCCCCUCUUGCCUCCCUUCUGUGGCUCCAGACCUUCCUGGGCUGUGGAGCAUCACUCCAACCUCUGCCUCUGUCUUCCAUCACCUUCUCCUCUGUCUGUUUUCUCCUUUUCUGUCUCUUUACAAGGACACUUGUCGUUGGAUUUAGGGUAAUCCAGAACUGUCUUAAGGUCCUUAAUUUAAUUACAUCUGUAAAGAUCCUUCUUCCAAAUAAAGUCCCAUUCACGGGGUCGGGGUAUUAGCACAUGGACUUGUCUUUUGAGGGCUGCCAUUCGACCCGCUGCAGUGACUGUUGGAUUCAAGGAGUCCUGGGGAGUAUGGAUGAGAGACGGAGGAGGUGUGGGCCCCGACUCAGGGCUGCCAGGAGAGCCCCUCCUUAUCUCUGUACUCACAGGCCUCCUUGUCAUCCCUUAGCCUCUGAGACCCCAGACCUCAGUCUGUCUGUUUCUCUGUCCCAAGAUGCUGUCAUUUUCCAUGACGCCCUGUGAGUCAGGGCCUCUGCUGUGGGGAAGUCAGGCAGCAUGGUUGGAUGGAAGGACGCCCUGUCCUUCCUGGGAGAUUGAUGUCUUCCCUGCCUUCUCCACCCUUUGCCCCCCAAAGGACAUGCAUGGGCUGUGAUGGGGGAGCAGGAACAGGAAGGAUGUGGGCUCUCCCAACUGCGUCGGCAGAGUCCAGGCCACUGUCCUUCCUGCACCUGGGCUGGCCGGCUGCUUGACCUCAGUCCGGAGGGUGGGGUUGGCAUCCUGGUGACUUUUUGGAAACCCUUCCCUCUUCCGAGAGUGGACCUUGAGGAAACUUCUUGCUUUGGCGGCUGUGACCGGGCAUCCUCUGUGAGUCUGGCCAGUGUGGCGACAGCAGAGCUCAUGUCAGUGGAAAGGCUGUUCCCCUAGCAGUGUACAGUUUCCCAUGGGCCCAUCAGUAGGCCCACCUCCCUUGGGCAUGGGGGCGGGGUCUCUCCUCUCUGCCGUCUCCCUCAUUCUGCCCUGCUCCCACCCCCCCACCAGGGCCCAGUCUUGACCCCUGGGGUUUCCCCAGGUUAGGGACGGGUGGGGGGGGUCCAGCUCUCAAUCCUGGGGACCACAGACCGUGGUCUGUAAUCUAAGUGCUGCUUAGUGCACACCCAUCAGGCCACAUGGUCUCUCUCUUUCCUUCUAGUCCCUGGGGAGGCCUUGGGGAGGCACGUGUAAGCCCCUGGCAUAGGCCGAUCAGGACUAUUCUGCGGGUGGCUGCCAGGGCCGACUGGGAGACACUAGAAUAGAGUCAGCACUGGACUCCGGGUGAAAAGUUGAGCCAAGGAGGUAUUUUGAGGAGUCCUGGAUACAGAGGUGCUAGCAGGUGGUGGUAUGAGGAGGAGGAGUGAGGAGAGUCCCGGGCAGCCUUGAAUGCUUGGUGGGGAGUGAGGGGCAGUGGGCAGGGAGAGGCCACGUGUGAGGGGGCCACAGACUCCGGGUGGCCCAUUGGCAUAUUUUAUUUGGCUCGUGUGGAUUUUAAAGAUUUUUUGAAACAGUAGAUAACACUGUAAAAUUGGGAUUUUGAUAAAAUCCAGAUUUCUGGCUUCUCUUGAGGGAAACAAAAAAGAUCGUGGCAUUUUGGGUGCCUAGAACGUGCAAUACGGUGAUCCCUCUAGACAAAGCCCAUGUGGCCUGCUUCUCCAGCACCUGCAGCCGAGCUCACCUACGGUAGGGAAGUGCCCCCUCCCCACCCCCACCCCACUCCAGGCACAUCCCCCACUGCCACUCCCGCCCCCAGGAAGACAAGAGGAGGUCAGGGGAGGAGCCCAGUGGCCAUGAGGGUGGCAGGUCCCAGGAAGGUGAGACAGGCUGGAGACCAAGAUGGUGGUCCUGCCCAAUGGGAGGGGUGGAAGGUGAUGGGGAGGGGGCUGCUGCAAAGACCCUGAGAAGAGGAGGCCCUGGAGGCCGAGAACCGUACCCUUGCUACCCGCUUUCUCAAUUUUUGUUGGUCCUCUUCCUUCCUCUUUCCUCACUUCCUGUCUCUGCCUGCUCCUCCCUCUCUGCCCACGCCUGAGGCCUGCCAGCACCCAGCUCCCCCUGCCCAGUGCUGCUCAACAAGCCCUCUCCCCAGUCCCCUCCCCCAUCCCUGUGUGGGGUGCAGGUGCAGAGAGACCCCAGCCUGAGAUGCCCUGGUGGUGCUCCCUGGCCUGGCCCCUGCUGGGCCUUCCUCCUCUCCAGCAGGGGAGCCCUGUCCUGGAAGGGUGGCAACCCAUGGCUGCAGAGCUGCCCUUAUGGAACCGUCUGUGCUGAGUCUGUCUCCUGGCCCUGGGUUAGGUGACGAGGAAGGAGAGUGUGGAGACCAUCAGUCGCACAGCCGGCCGUCUCCUCCCAAGCAUGUGAUAAGCCAACUCCCCCUGACACGUUGGGCGCCUGCAGGUGCCCGGAGGAGGCGGGGGUGGGGGCCCUUGCUGGCGCUGCAGGUAGGAAGGCAGGGACUGAUGCGUAAACGGACACAGUAAAGAGUAGGAAGGUGGCCUGACCUGCAGGGGUUUGGAGAAGGGCAGGCUCCCUGGAGGAGGGCCUCUGGGCAGUGGGUGUUAUUGAACAGCGGGAAAGCUGGUCAGGCUCCAGCAUGCAGCAUGGGCUCUGCCAGAGAGAAGCGUGGAACUGGGGGUGAGAGGCUGGACCACAGGAGGAGCGCCUCACCAGGGCUCAGACAGACUGCUUCUGGGGCCCAAACUCCAAACCAAGACUCAGAGUCAAACUUGUGCUCUGCAUCCAACCUCUCUUUUCUUACAAUCCUAUUUCUCUAAGACCUGGGAAACUUGGGGGACAGUCAACCUGAUGAUUUUGGUGGUCACCACUGGUAGUGAUGCCAGGGAGGUGGCAGGGCUCUUUCAGUUUCCCAUCAGCCCCCGAGGGAUGGAGGGGGAACAGAAGGAGGGGAGCAAAACUCCAUCACAUACUGCAGUCCAGGGAAUCUUAGAGGCCACCCAGUGAACCUCCCUAACCAUCAGUCUCUUCACAAGGUAGGGAUGUUUCAACUACCUAACUGGUGUCCUGAAAAUUGAACGACGAAACACACGCAGUGUAAUUAGCUUCCUAUCAGCUGUUGAUGAAAACAUCAUCACCUUUCACUAAUCCCCUCCUGUCUGUGAAGGUCCACAGGGUGAUGUCCAGCCUGCCUGGACCACUUCCACCUUCACCCACUCCCCCAGUCAAGUGUGUCUCUUCAUUAUGUCUCAGUUUCCUCACGUGUAAAGUGAGGCUUAGAUUAGUACCACUCUAAAUUCUGACUUUCUUAAACUUGUGGAUUUAUUUCCCCAAAACAACGUGUAUCUCAUUAGCCAGGACUGUGAAACUCCAGCACAAGGCCAGGCACACAGGAGGGGUUCGGUCCAAACUUAUCAACAGUUUGGGUCUCCCUUAGCCUCUUCUUUCUCCGGAAGCCUAGAACCUAAGCAACGGGAAAGGGACUCAAGUCACCCCAAGGGACCUGGGCUACCAGUGCCCCACCCCGCCAUCAGCCCACCUCCUUAUUCCAUUUCGUAAGGACACAUCAGCUCUCCUUUCAGCUCUGAAGAUGAUGCCAGGGCCUGAGCUACUUUUGCUUUGGUAACUCGCAGCGCUAAUUGCAGCUGAGAGGCUGGGUGUGCGGCAAACCCUUGGCAAGAUCCAGGAGCUGAGCUACAGUGACACUGUGGAGCCCCACCCUCCUCCUCCCUGGAGGCCUGCCUGGCUUGGGAAAGGGUGGUUCUCAGACUCCAGUGGGCAUUAGAACCACCUGGAGGUGCUCGCCCCACCCCUGGACUUUCUUAUCAGCAGGUCUGGGAUUGCACCUGAAAAUGUGCUUGUCUAACAAGUCCCCAGGUGCUAUUGGUGAUGCUGAGCCGUGACCACAUUUGGAGAACCACUGUCCCAGAGGGGAGAUAAUGGGCUGCUGAGAAAGGCACCCCUGCUGCUGAGGCCACAGUUAGCCAGCCCUGGGUGGGGGCGGGUGGGUGACAGGGCAGAGGGGUGUUGAUGAAUGCGUUGUGGGGCUGGACACAGGCUCCCACAGUUCUCUGUUUGUUGUAGGAAUUCUGUCUGGAAGGCAGGGGCGUGGUGGAUGUGGAGCCAAGCAGAUGGGUACAGGGAAGGCCUACAGACAAGGAGGGGCCCCUCAAAGAACAGCAAUGAAACUCUCUCCCUCUGCGGUGUUGUAGCCUGUUGCCCAAUCUGUCCUAUGAGGGUACCUAGUGGCCGUCUGCCUCCCGCAUGGACGGUAGUGUUUUCCCUACUGAGGAUCAGGCUACCCUCAUCUUGUGGGCCCUGUAGCACCCAGCAUGUUCCUAGCACACUGUAGGUACUCUGUAAACAGUACAGUGGAAAGAACGUAGGCUUUGGUGGAGGCAAACAGACAGGUUUCCUCCGCCCAGCUGUGCCUUUUCUAGUUAUGAAUCACUUCUUCUUUUGGGCUUUGGUGAGCCCAUCUGUGAAACAGAGCUCACACCCACCGCCAAGAGGGUUACAGGGGCCGCCGUGUGCACUUCCAGUGAGGGCUUGACAGAUGAAAGUGUAUCACUAUUAGCCAACUCUUAGUGGCAUUUACUGGAUGAAGCUGUGGUGGGGGUGCUGCGAGGGCCUGGGGGACGUGGGAGUGAGGGACCCACGGGAGUGGGGGGCCGUCUUGGAUUUCUCCCCCAGGGUCUGGGGCUUCCGGCCAGGCUCAGAGUAAGGGUCUCAGUAAACCAUUGGUCCGGGCCAACCACCUGCCCCAGCCCAACCACCUGCCCCAGCCCUCUGCCGCAGCCCCUGCUGCCCCCAUGACCCUAGCCCUUUGCCAAGCUAAGUUUAGCCGUGACCUACAGGGGCCGCCAUGCUCUGUGGGCAGGGGCGGGGGUGGAGAGGAACUCGGCAGGUUUCCUGUCUGCUUCCUGGCAAGCCGACCAACAAAAGCCCUCCAAGUGAUCCGGUUUAUUUUCAAAGCCGAACCCAACUGCUGGAUGUCUCAGACUACAUGUACGGGGCAGCCUUGUAGAGGCGAGAGCUUUGGGCCAAGGCAGAGGUGGACAUCCUUGAAACUGGGGGAAGGGGGCCUUUGGCGAGGAGGGUGUGUGUGUACAGGCAUGCCCACACGCGUGCUCGUGUCCAGUGGCUUGUUAGAGGCCCCCAGCUGCUGUCCUGUCCCUGUGGUCUCCAAAAGUCCAGACAUCCGGAUUCUCUCCCCUCAUGCUUCUGAACCCCGCGGCCCCUGGGGCAGUGUUCUUGUGGCUUGGUCUGGGGAGGGGAAGCAGGUAACCCAGCCCCACCUAGUGGGCACAGAGCAGCCACCGCCCUGUUCCCCAUCACUCAGGUGCCACAGGCAGAGCCAGCCUGCACAGAGGGUAUCAGGAGCAAAAUGACAGCUGGGAUCCCAUCCCAUCCCAUUCUUGGGAGGGCAGAGGUGGUUUAAACUGGGAGUGAGUCAGAGGGAACUCCACCUCUGGGAGGAUCCAAGGCUGCAAAGCCUUCUCCCCCUUUGCCUUGGGGGCAGGGUGGAUGGAGUGGUGUGCCAAGGAACACAGUCCUAGGGGAGCAUAUUGUGCUUUCAGAGCACUUUUGAGCAUGUGUUCCUCCACACCCCUGGGACUGGGGCAGGGCUGGUGUGUUUGAGAGGUGAGAAAACAGGCCUAGGGAGGCUGAGGGGGAAGGAGCUGGUGUCGUAAGGUGCCUCCUCUAUGCCGGGCACUGUGCUCAGCACCUAUGAUGGAUGGUCUUGCUUAACCUCCCCUUCCUGUGAAGCAGGGCCUGCUGUUAACUCCAUCUCACAGGUACAGCAGUGGAGCCCCAAAGAAGCCACGUGACUCACCCAAGACCCUCAGCAAGGGGCAGAGUCAAGGUUCAGACGUGGGCCUGCUGCUUCUACAGCCCAGGCUCCUUCCUGUUCCCUCCUGCUCCUGCUGAGUCUUGUAUAUAACCCUGCUAUUGCCAGUGCUCCUGUGGCUACCUGCUUCCUGCCCGAGUUGCUUGUAGGUGCAUCUGUGUGGCCCACUGCCUCGCAAACCCCUGCAGGCAGGUUCAUCUGCUAUUCCCAUCCCAUCACAGCUACCCUUUUAUGAGAAAACUUGCUCAGGGCAAGCAUUUUGCUGAGUGCUUUCUAUACAUUAUCUCCUUUACAACAGCAGGUAUUAUUAUUCCCAUUUUACAGAUGAAGAGACUGAGGUUCUGAAAAGUUGAAUGAUUUGUCCAGGGUCGCAUAUCUAUUAGGUGCACUUGCUGGGUGCUAACCCGGUCUGUCUCCUCCAGAGUCCAUCCUCUUAACCCCUUAUCACUGUGUCGAUUGCUCCAGCUGGUUUGGAGUUUUGAAACUUGCCUGCCCUGGUGCAGCCCAUCGUCUUCCAGCAGGCAUGAGGACAUACACAGGUAGCUCUGUGAAGCUGUUGGAUAGGGAGGAGGAGGACUUCCCAGUCACAGGACUUGGUGAUGGCACCCCCCCCCACCCCCAGCUGGUAGCAUCCUGAGUUGGCAUGGAAACUGACCUCUGGAAUCAGGUGUUGCCAAAGACUUUUGCUGUGACUUGUCAGGGCCUGCUGUGCCCGAAUGUGGCUGCCUAGGGCCUCAAAACCCCCAAAUUAUCUCCUAACUGGCUGCUACCUAGUAUUCUACUAUUGGUACUACAUGCCUUUAUCCUAACACUCUGAUCUGGGUUUAUCAGUCAGCCUUACAGUUUUAUCUUGGACCAUCCUGGCCAAACUUUCCACUGAUGUUUCUCUAAUGUAGAAACCAGGGCUGACCUGUUUCUUCAAUUAUCCAGCAAGCUGCUCCUUGUGUUGGGGAAGAGAAGUGGGCUGGCUGCCCCCUGUUCUUUUCCCUCACCCCACCUCCCUUCCAGCCUGAGACUUCCUCCACUUUCUCCCUUCCUCCAUUUCCUUCUCAAGUGGAAACAUGUAAGUGUUUCAGAGUUCACCUCUGAGCCCUGAAUGUGUCUGCACACUGGAUUCUGCUGCUGCUGGACCUCCUUCCUCCCUGCCAACCUUUUCUGGUUCCUGCUGACAGUGGGGAGUCACAUCUGAGCAGGAGGCUUUGCCCAGGUGUGGUAACUCAGGCCGUCUAUUGGGUUGGCCAGAAAGUUCGUUCAGGUUGUUCCGGAAUAGCGGGUGGAAGAGCGGAAGAGCAGGUGGGGGCUCUUGGUUCUCCAACAGUGACCUCCUUUAGCCAUUUGCUCUCCUAGCGGAGGUCCCCAGCACGAAGCGGGGCAAAUGUGGAAAAAGCCAAUUGUUACUUCCCCAGAUUCCAGCCAGGGAGAAGAGGGUAUAAUAUAAGACUUACUAUGUGAGUCUGCUUCUCAAACUUUAAAGUGGAAGGUAUUAAAAUGCAGAUUCUGGUUCAAUAGGUCUGGGGUGGGGCCAAGAUUUUGCAUUUCUAAUAAACUCCCAGGAGAUGCUGCAGCUGCACAGUCUAAAUAGCAAGUACUGUACUGUAAGAGGUAAGUCCUUCCCCAAAAGUCACUUGAGACCUAAAAAUCCAUUUAUCCUGGAGGAAAGGUGUGUCUCUUUUCACAAUUAAGAAGUCAGGUUUAAAGUUAAGACUUGUGAGAGGAAAGCCAAUGACUCAGUCACUCUGGUUGUCUCCUAGAUUGUCCUGGGGAAGGACCUGGGAGUAGCCAGGAGAUCAGUGUCUGAAUUUGGGGUGAGGUCUUCCAGAUCGGAAGGAGAGGUUUACAGUGAGGGAAGAUAAAGGCUCAAGACUGCUUCAGUUACUGUUCAGUGAACACAUGCUGUGCACCAUUCACGUGCUGUGUAGGCGGUCUGCACGGAUCAAUGCAUCCAUCAAUACGGUGACCCUCCGGUUACUCUGAUUUUCCUUCUGUACAGUAAGGCAACUGGGGCUCAGAGAGGAACGCCGGCGCCAUGGCGCUGGGGCUCUUCCGGGUGUGCCUGGUGGUGGUGACGGCCAUCGUCAACCACCCGCUGCUGUUCCCGCGAGAGAACGCCACGGUCCCCGAGAACGAGGAGGAGAUCAUCCGCCAGAUGCAGGCGCACCAGGAGAAGCUGCGGCUGGAGCGGCUGCGCCUGGAGGAGGAGGUGGCGCGGCUGGCGGCCGAGAAGGAGGCGGAGGCGGCGGCGCUGGAGCGGGCGGCGGAGGAGGGCCGGCAGCAGCAUGAGAGCCGCGCCGCCUGGGACCUGUGGAGCACGCUCUGUAUGAUCCUCUUCCUGGUGAUCGAGGUGUGGCGGCAGGACCACCAGGACGCGCCCUCGCCCGAGUGCCUGGGCGCCGACGAGGACGAGCUGCCCGGCCUGGAGGGCGCCCCGCUCCGGGGCCUCACCCUGCCCAACAGGGCCACGCUCGACCACUUCUACGAACGCUGCAUCCGGGGGGCCACGGCCGACGCAGCCCGUACCCGGGAGUUCGUGGAAGGCUUCGUGGACGACUUGCUGGAAGCCCUGAGGAGCCUGUGCAGCCGGGACACGGACAUGGAGGUGGAGGACUUCAUCGGCGUGGACAGUAUGUACGAGAACUGGCAGGUGAACAAGCCGCUGCUGUGCCACCUCUUUGUGCCCUUCAUGCCCCCCGAGCCCUACCACUUCCACCCAGAGCUCUGGUGCUCCGGCCGCUCGGUGCCCUUGGAUCGCCAAGGCUACGGCCAGAUCAAGGUGGUCCGGGCCGACGAGGACACGCUGGGCUGUGUCUGCGGCAAGACCAAACUCGGGGAAGACAUGCUGUGUCUCCUUCACGGCAAGAACAACGUGGUACGGCCGGGCAGUGAGGCGGGAGACCCGCUGUGCGCCCCAGACUCCCCAUACCUGGACACGAUGCGCGUCAUGAAGUGGUUCCAGACGGCACUCACCAGAGCCUGGCACCGCAUCGCCCGCAAGUACGAGUUCGACCUGGCCUUUGGCCAGCUGGACACCCCAGGGUCCCUCAAGAUCAGGUUCCGCUCAGGAAAGUUCAUGCCCUUGAACCUGAUUCCUGUGAUCCAGUAUGAUGACUCCAACCUGUAUUUGGUCUCCCACCUUACCAGGGAGCCCUGUGAGGGGACCCCGCCGUCCAGCACUGAUUGGCUCCUGUCCUUCGCUGUCUAUGAGCGCCACUUCCUCAGGGUGACCUCAAAGGCACUGCCCGAGGGCGCCUGCCACCUCAGCUGCUUGCAGAUCGCCUCCUUCCUGCUCUCCAAGCAGAGCCGCCUGACCGGCCCCAGCGGGCUCAGCAACUACCACCUGAAGACUGCCCUGCUGCACCUCCUGCUUGCCCGGCGGCCAGCCGACUGGAAGGCUGAGCAGCUCGACGUUCGUCUACACGAGCUGCUCUGCUUCCUGGAGAAGAGCCUGCUGGAGAAGAAGCUCCAUCACUUUUUCAUCGGCAACCGCAAGGCGCCGGAGGCCAUGGGGCUCCCUGAGGCCAUACGCAGGGCGGAGCCUCUCAACCUCUUCCGGCCCUUCGUCCUGCAUCGAAGUCUCUACCGGAAGACAGUGGACUCCUUCUAUGAGAUGCUCAAGAAUGCCCCGGCGCUCAUUAGCGAGUACUCCCUCCAUAUUCCCUCAGACCAUGGCAGCCUGCCACCAAAAGCCCUCAUCUUGUAGAGCAUCCACGACCCAGAGGGCCAGGACACAGGGCAUCCUACCUGUCCACAUCCCUGGGGGCAUCUGCAGGCCCUGUCCUGGGGAAAUGGCAGGCUUUGUAGGGCGCCGUAGCUCAGCCUGCCAGGGGAGCCAGACCUUGUAGCACAGAAGAAACAGAAUUCCAAGCUGAAGCUGGUUUGCUUUCAUGCCACUGGGGCUUGCUGGUGAAGCUAUUGUCUGGGUUUGGGGACUCAUCCUUUGCAGCUUCCUUUUAGAUCACCACCGAUGGCCAAGGUGAUAACAGAACUGUGUGGAUGCUGAGUUACAGACAAUGCAGACAUCGAUUUGGGUGUGAUUCUUUUUUCCAUCCCAGGUCCAGUCUUUACUUGAAUAUCAACAAAAGAUCUACAGGAAUGCUAACAGGGACCUGUGUUAAGACCCUGCACCCUGAUUUCCAGUAAUCCUUGGCCCCAGGCAUCUGCAGCCAGGCAGUGGGCACCUGUGUAGGAGUUUGCAAUGUUCCGUCCACAGCUGCACAAUAGGGGUCCCCAUUGUGGUUGCCAUUUUUAUACGAUUUGGAGAAAAGACGUAGAGAGAUUCAAGGCCCCAGGUGGCUAAUAUCUCUGUUACACAGAAGUGGGUACUUGGUGGCAGAGAGAAGUUUACGUUGGCCGCUGUUUCAGCUACAUGUCUCACUCAGGGUGCACCCCCUUCUACCUGCCCCGUCCCCCAGGAUUCUAUGUUCUGAACCCUGUGGGUGCCACGUACCAUGCUGGGUACAAGCUCAGUGGCCCCUCACCCUCGUUAUUCUCUCCGCAGCUGGUCUCUCUGGCCACCAGUGUGUUGGGAGGUUGGGGCACUGAAGGUGGAAGAUGAGAGAGAAAGAGGGACACAGGGUGACUGGGGCAAAGGACAGAGCCUGGUACGUGGGGUGCUGGGGUCUGGUUUGCAGUCUGGCCCCUGAUGCCCUGUUCAGAGAACGUCGUAGAGCUGAGAGGUGAGGGAUGCUGAGCCCUGGGUUUUCCUCAAGGUUCCGAUCCUUGAGCAGGGCGUGCCGGGAAACAGGACUGCUGUGGAAACCCAGCUCCACGUGCAGGCCCCCAAAGCCCCGUGGCUUUUCAUUCCAGUGGGGCUCCCUCACUGCACAGAACCCCCUCCACUGCCACCCCGUUCCAUAUGGGCCUUGCUGGCCACCCAGAUGACCAGCACCCUAAGAGCCUGACAGAGGCUUGGCUGACUGGGACACGUAAGGACAGACUACAGGCACAGCCCUCAGGCCUGAGAGAGGCCUCCUUGGCACUGCUGGGCUGCGGUUCCUGGGCAGGCCCCAGAGCCUGCGGUCAGAGCUGGCCUCCAUCUCCAGGCCUGGUUCGGGGCGGCGGGGAGCCACACCCUCCUUCACUUGUGGCUUCACUGGCCCUGUGGGAGCGCCUCUCUGCAUUGCCUCAGUAAACCUUGCAGAGGGCCAAGGAGGAUGCAAGAACGCGUGCUCCUUCCCCAGCCCCCUCCCUCCAGGGUUGAAGCUGGCCGUGCCUCCCAGACAGCUUACCUGAUUCCCUGGGAGUGUCGGGCUUGCCGUGAACUGAAGAAAGGAUCCUGUCUCUACCCCAGGAGUGCUCUCACCUAACCUCCAAGUGUUCUAGAAGAUGGACCGUUUGCCUGACAGGGUUAAUUCACAGUGGGAGGUUUGGCUGUGAUAGGGCAUCGAAGCCCACAGGAAGCAAGAGGAAGCUUCCUUCCAUGUGAGCUGGGGGGAGACUGAGCCGCGCCUGGGUCUGCCCCUCCCAAGGCCCACGUGGUCUCCAGCAGUAAACCCCAAGCCCCCCACUUCUGUGGGGAUUCAUUUCCAGAGUUGGGGUGAAUUUCCUUAUUUAUUGUCACCCAUGCCUUUCCUUUUCCAUCUUCAUCCUCAUCUGAUGUGCUUUGAAGAGACCCCAGCAACCAAGAACCAGCCUCCAGAAGCCAAGACCAAGCCUGAAUCUCCCUCGGUUUCCCCUUUGCUUCCAGGAGAAGAUUCACUGAAAAAUUACCUGCUGGCCUCUUGUGUAUGCAGAGACAGCAACUCCGUGGGGAAAUGGGGAUCUUUUAUGCACCAAAGAUGCUUCUGAAGCAGAAAACAGCGGGACUCUUGAUGUUUUGUGCUGCCUUAUUUAUAUUAAAGGAAGAAUUAAAUUCUUGCAA